This is a messenger RNA of Ahaetulla prasina, 5733 nucleotides long. RefSeq names its product CDK5 regulatory subunit associated protein 2 (gene CDK5RAP2). Gene Ontology annotation, biological process: centriole replication; positive regulation of microtubule polymerization; positive regulation of DNA-templated transcription. The coding region runs from base 102 to 5690 and encodes 1862 amino acids. The record is from RefSeq and is a predicted model, not a curated record. The transcript is spliced from 37 exons. Lineage: Eukaryota; Metazoa; Chordata; Lepidosauria; Squamata; Colubridae. Gene Ontology annotation, molecular function: transcription cis-regulatory region binding; calmodulin binding; protein kinase binding. Gene Ontology annotation, cellular component: pericentriolar material; perinuclear region of cytoplasm; microtubule plus-end.
AGGCAGCCGCCAAAGUCGGAGGCGAAGAAGAGGCGCCGCCGCCGCCGCCGCCGCUUCCACCCGUCAGCCGCCUCCCUCUCGCCGCCUCCCGGGGCCGCGCCAUGGACUCCAUCCCGGGCGAAGACCCCACUUUACCCCUGGGGAUCAACAGCGGCCUCAAUUUUUCCCGGCUUCCAGAUGUCUCGGGAGACGAGGUUCGCAAUCAAGCGGGAGGCGGUGGAGCGUUACCUGAGGUGGCCGAAGAGACCGUUUCACCAAGCAGGGCGCGAACCAUGAAGGAUUUUGAAAAUCAAAUCACGGAGCUGCGGAAAGAGAAUUUCAACUUGAAACUUCGCAUCUAUUUCCUGGAGGACCGGAUUCAGCAGAAGUUUGAUGGUCCCCAUGAUGACGUCUACCGGAUCAACAUUGAGCUCAAAGUCGAAUUGGAGAGCGUGAAACGAGAACUUCAGCAACGAGAGCAGUUGCUCCGGAAAGCAUCGAAAGCCGUUGAGAGCUUGGCCCAGGGUGGCGAUGCCGAAAUCCAACGUCUGAAGGAAAAUGCCGAGAAAAAAGUCCAGGAAGUAGAAGCGAGCUUGACUAGCAGAAUCCGGCUUCUAGAGGAGGACCUUCGAACGGCCCAGAAAGAAGUAGAGAAAGCGUUUGCUUUGACGGAGCGCGAAAGAGCCCAGCGACUGGCAGUGGAACAACAGCUCUCCUUGAUCAUUACUGCUCAGGCUAAAGAUACUGAUGUCACAGCCCUGCUGGGAGAAAAAGACAGGUGCAUAGAGCAGCUGAGGCUCUCUCUGGAAAGGAAAAAUGCUGAAAUCCAGCUCUUGGAGGAAGGAGAGAGAAGAUCUUCAGAAGAAAGCCAAGAUCCUGGUGCUGCAUUGAAUGAUGAAAAAGAGAAGACCUUAGAGAUUCUCAGGACAGAAUUCAGCAGUGAAAAAAAAGAUCUUGAAAAAAGGAUCGAGGAUCUCCAGGAGAACCUGCGUGAACGGGAAACGGAGCUUUCCGCCGAAAAGAAAAACGCCUUGAAACGAGACAAGACCAUCCAGGGUUUAACCCUUGUUUUAAAAACCAAGGAAAACGAGAAUGGCGACCUUGCUUCUGAAAUAGAAAGCCUGAAAGCAUCGUUGGCCAAAUCUGGAGAGAUCGGUUCCCAAGCUCAGACACAGACGUUCGAGGAUGGCGAAGGUUCUCAGGAGCUACUGAAGGAGAAAGAGAGCCUGCUGGCAGAUUUGCGCUCGCAAAAUCUGACCAAGGACACCGAGAACCGGAAGCUCCAACGGAAGCUGAAGAGGGUCGAACAGGAGCUGAGCGAGCUGCUCCUGGAGAAGGAGAAGCUGGCGAGAGACUUGGAAGAAGCGCGGCAGCACAAAAACCAGAGCGACAAAACCAUCCACGACCUUCGAAACCAGUUGGAAAAAACUCAGAGCGAGUUGGCGGAGAAGGAAAAAGCGAUCGAGUUGCAUUACCAGGUGCUCUUGAGCGAAGAGGAUCAAAGGUUGCAGAACCAAGAGCUGGUCAUCGCGCGCCUGACGGAUAACGUUGUUCAGAAAGAUGAGCUGCUCCAGACUCUUGAUGGGGUCAUUAGAGAAAAAGAUUUGAGGCUGCAGGAAUGGUCGGCUAAGUUUCAAAACCUGGAGAAAAACAAAGAGAGCCUUGAGAGGCAGAACGAAGCCUUGAUCGAAGAGAAAUGCGCAGCCCAAUCCGAGCAGCUCGUGACCAAAAUGAUGCACGAAUUAGAGAGAAUCAAGGAAUCCGAAUACUCCGAAAUGCUCGAAAUGCUUCGAAAAGAGCACACCAUUUUUGCGACUCUGAUCAAGUCUCUGAAAGAUGCCGAUGGCAUAAACAAUCUGCAGGAGGAGCUAAACACCAUCUUGGCCCUGCGGAAGCAACUCGAAGAAGGCAUCUUGGAGACCUGGAAUUUGCGGAGAACGUUGGAAGAGCAAAUCCGGGAUAACCGGAAGGAAGAAGACACCCCUUUAUCUUGGAGCAAUCAGACGUCGUACAUGAGCAUUUGCUUACGGGACCAGGAUCAUCGCUGGGACUGUCCAGUAGAUCAACUCUCUCUGGAGGAGCUUAAAAAGAAGUUUGUCGAGCUCCUCGGCGUGGUGAAAGAAAUGCACUGGGUCAUCCAAGAAUUGAAAAAGAAGCCGUUGGACUUCUCCACAUCAGAUCCUUCGGGGAACGAGAAGCAGAAAUCCUUAGACACAAGCGAGCUUCUUGAACAGACGGAGGAAAGUCAGACUUUGCUGGAGGCUUCUGACGAAGAGGCGAGCGCGCCGAGUUGCGACCGUCGGGAAACACUGAGUGAGAUCAUUCCUUUGGAUUCUUUGGAUCAACCCUACAAGACUCGGAACCCAGCGGAGUUUGAACCCGAGCCGGUCGCCAGCAAAUACUUUGAAGAGAGCCCAGCGGCCAAGAUUUGUGAUACUCUGGAAGACAAUCCUUCGCCCGUGUGCUUCCUGAAGGCAAGUGGAGCGGCAGAAUUUGGAUCUCGAAGCAGUCAAGGACAGAGCAAAACUGCAAACGAGCCGUUAGAGCCUCAAAAGAUCGCUGAUCGAGACAGUUUAAGCGAUGAUCUGGAGGAUAAAGAGGCUGGGGAUCUUAAGCAGCUGAUUAUUCAGCUGAGAGCUGAACUCGAACAGCUUAUGCAAGCCAACAACUCCCUGAAGCAACAAGGUGAGCCACAACCCACCCCUGGCCAAGAGGACGUCGAAAGCGCAGGCGAGUUGAACGUGGAGACCGAAUCGUCAAAAGUGGAAGUGAAGGACACGGCUACCCAAACGAUGACCGGGUCAUUGGGGGGCGCCGCGAGGCCGAAGCACGAAGGCAAAAGGACGACGGUCUCUAAAGAUGGAGCCGUCCCCCAAUCUUCUCGGUUUGACCAGGAUUGCCGGCAGAGGUACGUCUCGGCUAAGAACGAUCCGCAGAAGGCUGUCCUUCCAGUCGGCAAAGUAAACAAAAGCAACUCUUGCUACCAAUCCAAGAAAUCGCGCUUGCCUGUUUUGCUGAAGGCCUCCAGGUCCCUGGGGAGCAUCUCCCUAAUGACCCCACUGCCCAGACCAGACCUCCAGUCUUGUGUCUUCACCCUGGACCAAGGCCUGAAGGGAAGGCCGUUGAGAGAAGAGGCCCACCAAAGCGAGGCUGAGGGUCACGGGUCCCUCCGGAAAGACGUACGAGAAGAAGACAAAAAACCAGAAGCAUCGGCAGUCCAGCCAAAGGUCUUUGAAGCAGAUCCUAACCUGCCCAAUAUCCAAAGCGCUGGCCAAAGAAACCAGGAUCCGAGCAUCAGCGACGUGACCCAAAUAGAAACAGAGAGGGAGAGCCCCAAGUCCAAACAAUCUGCUUUGCCAGAGCUUCUCCCUCAGGAGAAGCAGUACGGGGACUUCGGGUCCGCGUUCUUGGGGGGCAUGAAGAGCCCUUCCCUUAAGCAGAGCGCUCUCAGCUUCGACGCGUUCGACUGCGAAGCCGUGAGUGACAUCGAAGACCUGAGACAAAGAAUCAGGGAUCUGAAAUCCGUGGUGGAAAAAUACCAGAUGCUGCUGAUCCAGUUCGAUCUGAUCGAACCGCGUCUUCCCAGCGACCCUCUGGAUCACGGUCCGAGCGACGGGGAGAGUCCCUCUCCUGCAGGGUUCAAGGAAAGCGAGCUGGAGUUGACCAGCUUCUCCAACGAAACACAGCCGAAAGAAGGAGUUGAGGGUUCUUCUGGAUCCGGUCCCUCAAACGACCGGACCGUCCAAAAGCUCAGAGAGUUGUUGUCGGAAAACGAAGCCGAGCUUGAGAAAGAGCAGAUGGCCAACAUGAAGCUGGUGGACGAAGUUCAUCGUCUGCAUGACAAGCUCAAAAGCGUGACUCCCCGGGACGAGCAAGAUUUCUCCGCCUGCCUGCCGCUUCACGAGGAGUCCCGCCAGUGCCAGAAAAUCCACGAGAGCCACAACAUUUGUGCCACUUACCGACAACACCUGUCCAACUUGAUCCGAGCUUUUGAAGAUCUCCUGCGGGACAGCGAGGUGGAUUACUAUGUCGCCGAGAGCUUUCGGGAGCAGCUCAACCAAAGCGCCCAGAUCUUCGAGAGGUUGGAGCACCAGUGCCUCUACGGAGAGUCAAUAGAGGACGAAAUGACCAAACUUUGCAAUCUUGCCCAGAGCUUGUCUGACUUUGAGAUAACCCAACACCUGCCUUCUUCAGAAGGGCCCAUGCACGGAAAAGAAGAAGCGGAGAGCGGAAAGGGGAAACCAACCGCCACCCCAACCAAGUUUCCACCAGAGCUUUUGAUGGAGCAUCUCCAGGAAAUACGCCUGCUGAGACACCGGCUAGAAGAUUCCAUAAAAACCAACGAACAUCUGAGGAAGCAGCUGGAGCAACAGGUCUCCGCUCCUGUCCCAGACCAAGACUUUGCCAAUCCUGGCAUCCGUGCGUCGGAGCAACUGAAUUCCCUGACGUCUGAAAUUCAUUUCCUGAGGAAGCAGAACCAGAUGUUGAACGACAUGCUGGCGAAAGGAUCCAGAGAAGGCCUUGAGACUCACCUUGUAGAGAAGCAGAAAGAAAACGAAGCGUUGCGAGAGUCCUUGACUCAGAAGCACCUGGCCGUUGAGGGUCUUCAGAAGGACCACGAGCUUCUCAAGAAGGAGAACGAGAAGCUGCAGGAGCAAGUGGGGAAAGGAGAAGUCGCAAACGAGGGUCUGACCCACGAAAUUUACAACGUCAGGAAUGAACUGAACAGGUUGCAGAUGGAGCUGGCCACCAAGCAGCACCAGCUGUCGGAGAGCGACAAAUUGUUGUGCUCGUUGCGAGUGGAGCUCAAGGUGUAUGAAAAGUUGGACGAAGCUCUCCAGAACGAGAAAGAUCGGCGCCAGAAUGGAGCAGAAGAAUGUCAGAAGGAUCAAAAUCAACCUCUUGAUUUGGGCGAACUCUUGACUGAAAUCCAGUUCUUGAGAAAGCAGCUGGAGCAGAGCAUCAAGUCCAACCAGAUGUUGCACGAAAAAGUAGAAGAGCAGCUGCGUCUAGGAAAGGGGGAGAAGGGCUGCUUGGGACCAGCUGUGCAGAUCAGCUACCUGUUUGGUCACGAGUCUCAACAACUUCCGACUGGGAUCAAAGAGUUGAGUUUCAGCACCUUGGACAGCCCUUCCCAUUGCAACCUGUUGACCAGCAAGGAGCUCUGCUCCGUCCCUAGUCACUGCGUCUGGGCAGACAAGAACGGUCAACAUAUCCUUGGCUUGAUUGAAGAUUACAACUGUCUCCGGAAGCAGAUCACGGAAGGGCGGAAGCGACUGGCUAAACUGGAGCUUCAUCUAAAAGACGCGGAAGGUCUGGAUUCUGCACUGACAGUUCCUCUGAACAGUUUGUCUGCCACCUUCAAGGCGGUCCAGCAGAACCUGGAAGAAGCUGGCCGCCUCCUGAACCUCCUCUGGAGGGUCUCCUUGCCAAUGAAAGUGGUCCACGCUGCUGCUUACUCACUUCAGGAUGAAAGUCUGAAGUCCGAGGUCUACAAACUCCGUCGGAAAGUGACCGAACAGGAGAAGAAGCUCUACAGCAUGGCCAAGCGCUUGUAUUCCACCAACCAACUCAAAGAAAACAUGGAGAGGGUCAUCAUAGAUCAGUUGGCGUUAACGCACAAUGUUUUAAAAAAGGCCAGAGGAAACCUUGAAGUUCAGCCAUCAGACAGCAAAGCCACCCCUUCCAGCCUCAUCAAGAAGAGGGUUUAAGCGAAGGCUCCGGGGGGCCGACAAUAAAGACCCAUUUUCCUUU